Diaporthe batatas is the source of this 459-nucleotide messenger RNA. RefSeq lists its product as uncharacterized. The record is from RefSeq and is a predicted model, not a curated record. The transcript has 2 exons. Lineage: Eukaryota; Fungi; Ascomycota; Sordariomycetes; Diaporthales; Diaporthaceae. The coding region runs from base 1 to 459 and encodes 152 amino acids.
AUGCAGUUCAUGCUCACCAUCUCUGCCGUCAUGGCAGCAAUCCUCGCCGUCGCGAUGCCGCCGCCAAACGCCCCUGGCCUCACCCUCACAAUGAGCCCCAACGCAACCGACGUCCUGAAGUCUCACGGCAUCUGGGCUCCCGACCCCGCUGCCUUCGCUCGUGGCACUCCCAACACCGCCGGCGUCGACUUUGCCGUCCAGAGCGAGCGCCUCGCCCAGUCUGGCAUCGAGAUCAAGGACCUCGUCUACUACACCAUCGACACGGCCGCCGUCGCCAGCUCUCACGAGUCCCAGCCCGACACCCGCGCCGUCUCGGCCAGGGCCGACUGCUCCCACUGCUCGCUUUGCAUGAAGGCGUGCAUCCCCAUGCUUCUGCUGUGGCCGUUCUGCGCUGCCGGCUGCCAUGGCCAGUCGUAUUGCAAUGGUUGCGGACCCAUUAUCCCUGGAUGGAGCACUUGA